Penicillium olsonii is the source of this 1512-nucleotide messenger RNA. Lineage: Eukaryota; Fungi; Ascomycota; Eurotiomycetes; Eurotiales; Aspergillaceae. The record is from the annotation of a GenBank genome assembly.
AUGAUUCAAGUUCAUGCCGUGGGCGACGGAGCCCCGCACACCGAGAAAGAUGCGGCAUUAGCGGUGGUGAGCGAUGUAGCCCAGGAAAUCGACCCUGCGGUGGAAAAACGAGUCUUGCGAAAGAUCGACCUUUAUCUGAUGCCGGCUAUGCUGAUUGGAUAUGGAAUGGUCUAUUAUGACAAGGCUAUCCUAGGCAGUGCCUCACUCUUCGGCAUGACUUCGGAUUUACAACUAUCUGUCAAAGACUUUUCUACUUCGCCUCCAACUGUCGACACGUCCCGGCUCAGUUGGGCAACGUCGGUCUUUUAUUUUGGAAUGCUGGCGGGUCUUUACCCAAUGACAUUCAUCCUCCAAAGAUUCAACAUCCGAACUGUGCUCGGCCCUGUCGUAUUGAUUUGGGCUAUCGUCUGUGCUGCAACGGCAGGUGUCACCACUUGGCAAGGCCUGUAUGUGCAGCGGUUCUUCCUCGGGUUCAUCGAGAGUGUGAUUCCCACUGGAUUCAUGACCAUUGUCAGUGGAUACUACACGCAGGAAGAGCAAGCUCUGAGACAGGCCUGGUGGUUCUCAGGAACCGGCUGGUUCACCAUCAUCGGAAGUGCCCUGAACUACGGAUUCGGUCAGAUCACAUCAGGUGCUUUGAAAAGAUGGCAAUACAUCUACAUUCUGGCUGGAGCUCUCACUUUCUUGUUCGGCCUGUGGUGCUGUACUAUGCCAAACUCCCCCGUUUCGGCGUGGUUCUUAACUCCGGAAGAGCGCACAGUCGCCGUGGAGAGACUGCGAAAGGGCCAAACUGGAGUGCGAUGCCAGAAGAUCAAGUUCGACCAGAUUAAGGAGUGCGUGACCGAUGUCAAAAUCUAUUUGGUGGCUAUCAUGAUGGCGGCAGCAUACACAAUCAACGGUGCCAUCUCUGGUUUUGGUCCAUUGAUUGUGUCAACCUUCGGCUACGACACGCUUGAUUCGAUUUUGUUCCAAUUCCCCGUGGGAGGCGUUUGCGUCAUUUUCAUUCCACUCUGUGGCUAUAUUUCCACCGUUGUCCCCAACACACGGAUCCCGAUGCUGAUUGCGUGUUGCUUGCCUGUCAUUGCUGGCUGUGUGAUGAUUUGGAAAUCGCAAUGGGGAUACCAUCCCAUCACGCCAGUUGUUGGUUACGCACUGACUGGCUUCUUUGGACCGGUGGUUAGCUUGAUCAUCACAAUCGGUGCUAGUAAUGUUGCCGGAGCUACCAAGAAGACCGUCAUGGCGGCGACUGUCUUUGUGGCCUAUACCGUCGGCAACAUUAUCGGUCCGCAGUUGAUCAAAAGCAAUACCAAGGCACAGCAUUACCCUGAGUUGUGGACUGGUAUGAUUAUUUGUUACUGCAUCACAAUCGCUGCCGCGGUUGUCCUGUACCUCGUUCUUCGACGGGAGAACCGAAUCAGGGAGACAUUGGAGUUGGAUGAAAUGCAGCGAGACAAGAUCGCAUUCGACGAUCUUACCGACAAACAGAAUCCGUUCUUUCGCUAUGCGCUAUAG